CGUGAAUAAUGUCAGACGAGGACUCUAGUGGCUGGCAACUUACAGAAUCUGACCCUGGGGUGUUCACAGAGCUACUCAAAAGCCUCGGAGUGCCUUACAUCGUCGAUGACCUCUACUCACUUGAACCAGAAUCAUUGGAGGCGCUACAGCCUGUGCAUGCCCUAAUCUUCUUGUUUAAGUGGUUCCCUGAAUCACCUGACGACGAGCCUGGUGUUGGUGCUGGUCACUAUGAUUCAGAUUUCCCCGGAUUCUUCGCCCAUCAAACUGUGAACAACGCUUGCGCUACACUUGCUGUUGUCAACGCCCUGGGAAACAUUGCAUCUCUCCAUGCAGGACCGCAAUUUAUGGACCUCUUGAACUUUACCGCAGGCAUGGACCCACAAACAUGUGGGAUGGCUAUCACAAGCGCGGAUUGGCUUCGAGAAGCUCAUAACGCGCUUUCUCCACCUAGUUCUAUCUCGUUAGAUGGUCCAGACCUUCCGAAGAAGAGCGAAGAAGCCUAUCACUUCGUUGUUUACCUUCCAGUGCUGGGAAGUCUGUAUGAACUGGAUGGACUGAAACCCUAUCCGGUGCGACAUGGAGAAUACGACGGAUCCGGAGAGGGAUGGGUUAAAAAAGCAAGGGAAGUUAUAGAGAACCGGAUACACACUUACCCGACUGGAGCACUUGAGUUCAGCUUACUCGCUCUUCGGGAUGACCCAAUACCUGGAAUGAGAAGACGUUUAGACGCUCUACAAGGUUCAGCAGAGGACGCUGAAAUGAGCGAUCUUAUGAACAAAAUUUCCAAUGAAAACUCCAAGCGCGAACGCUGGGCAUUUGAGAACAGCUCGCGUCGCCACAAUCACAUCGGCCUUGUGCAUGCUUUAUUGUUGGCUCUAGCAAAGGCUGGAAAGCUUGACUCGGCGAAAGCAGAUGCGCAGAGAGUGAUGCAAGAGCGCUUAGAGAGACAAAGAGCGAUGCAGUCUUAGAGCGGGGCAGACUAAUGUGCGGUCACAGUACUCAGUAAGGUUAAGGUUUUCGAAGUUUCGGCCUGAUUGCCCAGCUGACCUUGCCCGCAGUGCAUUGAGCACGUACUUUAAUCAUCGCUUCCCGAGUUUGACUAGCGAAUGACAAUAGAGGUCUCUUGGCGCCCAACGUGAAUAUACUUCUUUGAUCUCAUCGUGAACUGUACACUACAUAGUUUGUUCCUGACGUUUCUCUCGCUUGCCUUUAUUUUUACGUCUCAGCGGACUUUUCAAAUCGGGACUGACAAGCUGUUACAAAUAAUGAAGCAGCCUGAGGAAGCUGCGGAUACUUGGCACGAUGGACACGUU
Messenger RNA from Suillus fuscotomentosus, 1313 nucleotides. Its product is annotated as ubiquitin carboxyl-terminal hydrolase. Lineage: Eukaryota; Fungi; Basidiomycota; Agaricomycetes; Boletales; Suillaceae. The transcript has 5 exons. Gene Ontology annotation, molecular function: cysteine-type deubiquitinase activity. Gene Ontology annotation, biological process: protein deubiquitination; ubiquitin-dependent protein catabolic process. Gene Ontology annotation, cellular component: cytoplasm. Bases 9 to 968 code for a protein of 319 amino acids. The record is from RefSeq and is a predicted model, not a curated record.